AUGGAGGCCCACGUAGAGUCAGAUGCUAUGGAGACACACGCAGAAAUUCGUAAAUUCAUGGAUAUCUAUCAAGGUCAGGCGCUGGAGUACAAUUUGUCAUUAUCAAGUGGAAAAAAUGGUUUAAUGGUAGUUUCAAUAUAUAAAAACUAUGCCAAAGGCGUUCAACUCACCGAGGAAAAUUUAAAAUUGGCAUAUUUACUUGGCUGGUGUCUAGAAUUGCUACACCUAACAAUCAUUAUCACCGAUGACAUGAUCGAUAACAGCUACCAACGUCGCGGUCAACCGUGUUGGUUCAGAGUGGAUGGGGUUGGACUGAAUGCCAUUAAUGAUGCCUUUAUGGCUGAGAACGGCGUGUUCGUGUUACUCAAAAAACAUUUCCGUCACUUGGAUUGUUAUAUGGACCUUGUUGAAUUAUUUCAUGAAAAUAUCUUUAACUGUAUGUGUGGACAGAAUAUGGAUAUGAUACUUACAACAAAACACGUAAGCACCUUCAAUAUGGAAAGCUACGAAACGCUUGUGAUGAAUAAAACUUCCAGUUACUCUUUUUAUUUGCCCAUUCACUUGGGUUUGCGAUUGGCGGGGGUUGAGGAUAAGCAGGUAUACGAUGAAUGCGCAGCCAUUACCUUUGAUAUGGGUCAUUACAAUCAAGUACAAAAUGAUUUUCUCGAUUGCUUCGGCAACCCUGCUGUCACUGGCAAAGUUGGCAUUGACAUACAGACCAACAAAUAUUCAUGGCUAGCGGUAAAGUGCAUGCAAUUGGCUUACCCACAGCAGAAGGCGAUAAUGGAGGAGUGUUAUGGGAAAAAUGAUCCCCAGAAGGUUGCGCGUGUCAAAAAACUUUACGAAGAAUUGAAUUUACCUAGCAUCUACAAUAAAUAUGAAGAAGAAAUGGUAAGAAAAAUUAAGAAGCGCAUUCAACAGGCUCCAGUUGAUGUGCCACGUGAAGCUCUCUUGAAAAUUCUAGAACAAAAUCGUAAAGCUGAAAUUAAAUAA
Molecule: messenger RNA, 993 nt
Organism: Ceratitis capitata (Mediterranean fruit fly)
Lineage: Eukaryota; Metazoa; Arthropoda; Insecta; Diptera; Tephritidae
Product: farnesyl pyrophosphate synthase-like
Exons: 5
Coding region: 1-993 (330 amino acids)
Biological process (GO): trans, trans-farnesyl diphosphate biosynthetic process
Cellular component (GO): cytoplasm
Molecular function (GO): dimethylallyltranstransferase activity; (2E,6E)-farnesyl diphosphate synthase activity
Source: RefSeq, a predicted model, not a curated record